UUUAAGCCAAUUUUGCCGCCUCACAACAAAAUAUCGGAAUCGGAUAACUGUAAGAGACGGAACGCAAAGUGCAAAUCUUUCUCUGCCUGUUGAGUGCACGACGCCUUCCUGCCUCAUCCCUCCCAAUUUCUACUCUCUCAUGGAAGCAAAAUCCUAGAAGAAAACGGAAUCUUCCCCAAUGGCGAAAUCCCUAGCUAUCUGCCCUGCGUACUUCCUCGCUACCCCUUUACCCUUCCAUGUUCGCCAUGGCAGACAGGGGUUUCCGCUUUCGAGGCCCCAGCGAGCGGUUGCUAGGGUUCGGAUGAGCCUCGGGGAUUUUCCUCAACCAAACGGGUUUGAUUCCCUUUUUGACUUGGGCGGAAUUACUUCGAGGAUGGAGGGGUUGCUCUUCACGUUGGCGGACGCUGUGGUGGCCGCGGAUCCUUCUACGUCUGAAACGACAGCUGCUGCGGCGGCUCAGAAAAACGGGGGUUGGUUUGGUUUUAUCUCAGACGCCAUGGAAGUUGUUCUGAAGGUUCUGAAGGAUGGGCUUUCUUCUGUUCAUGUGCCGUAUGCCUAUGGUUUUGCAAUCAUAUUGCUUACUGUUAUUGUGAAAGCGGCAACCUUUCCUCUGACUAAGAAGCAGGUGGAAUCAACAUUGGCCAUGCAAAAUUUACAACCAAAGAUCAAGGCUAUCCAAGAAAGAUAUGCAGGCAACCAGGAAAGAAUACAGCUUGAGACAGCUCGGUUAUACAAGCAGGCUGGUGUGAAUCCAUUAGCAGGUUGUUUCCCAACUUUGGCGACAAUACCAGUUUGGAUUGGCUUGUAUCAAGCUCUCUCAAAUGUAGCAAAUGAGGGCUUGCUGACAGAAGGGUUUUUUUGGAUUCCAUCGUUGGGAGGUCCAACAACAAUUGCUGCUCGACAAACUGGUUCUGGAAUCUCUUGGCUUAUACCUUUUGUGGAUGGACAUCCACCCCUGGGCUGGUCUGACACAGCAGCAUAUCUUGUACUCCCUGUGCUGCUUAUUGUUUCUCAGUAUGUCUCGAUGGAAAUUAUGAAGCCACCUGAGACUGAUCCAUCUUCCAAGAAUACACUUCUCGUUUUUAAGUUUCUUCCUCUAAUGAUUGGCUACUUUUCAUUGUCUGUGCCCUCAGGAUUAUCUAUUUAUUGGCUUACAAACAAUAUUCUCAGCACUGCACAGCAAUUAUGGCUGAGAAAAUUAGGUGGUGCAAAGCCCAUCGUAAGUCCUGAUGCAGGUGACAUCAUAAGUGCUGGACAAGCAAAGCGUUCUGGAAGGAGUGGAGAAAGGUUUAAGCAAUUAAAAGAAGAAGAAGAGAGUAGAAAAAUGUACAAAGCAUCGCAAAGGGAGGAAGAUCAGAUUCUGGCAUCUGAUUCAGAAUCCGAUGAACUGACUGAUGGAGAGUCCAAGAAUGGAGCACAUGAUGAGUCAUAUGCUGCUACUACAACAGGCAGCAAAGGACUUCCAAAUUACACUGGCCCAAGGAAGGGCAAAAGAUCAAAGAGGAAGCGAACGGUGCAGUGAUUGGCUUAGCAAAUGACACUUUGGUCUCCUCCAAUGGUCGAUUUUAUGUUGGAAUGUAAAGUUGAUUUUUAGCUGCAACUUAUAGGCUUAUGACUUUAUGUUUAUUCCAUUAUUCUUAAUCAUAAGAUAAGAUUAUAACAAGCAUAUUUUCGGCAGCUUCAGGUCGGCCAUCUUUGCCAGUUUUGUAUGUCAAUAAAACAUUUGUCAUUGAAAUGCUAUUUAGUCCGCAGAAUGGUUGUUUUCAACGUA
This is a messenger RNA of Dendrobium catenatum, 1771 nucleotides long. Its product is annotated as inner membrane protein PPF-1, chloroplastic. Gene Ontology annotation, molecular function: membrane insertase activity. The record is from RefSeq and is a predicted model, not a curated record. Gene Ontology annotation, biological process: thylakoid membrane organization; protein localization to chloroplast; protein insertion into membrane. Gene Ontology annotation, cellular component: chloroplast thylakoid membrane. The coding region runs from base 179 to 1522 and encodes 447 amino acids. NCBI's taxonomy places the organism in Eukaryota, Viridiplantae, Streptophyta, Magnoliopsida, Asparagales, Orchidaceae. The transcript is spliced from 11 exons.